Molecule: messenger RNA, 948 nt
Organism: Pygocentrus nattereri (red-bellied piranha)
Lineage: Eukaryota; Metazoa; Chordata; Actinopteri; Characiformes; Serrasalmidae
Product: olfactory receptor 4S1-like
Exons: 1
Coding region: 1-948 (315 amino acids)
Biological process (GO): G protein-coupled receptor signaling pathway
Cellular component (GO): membrane
Molecular function (GO): olfactory receptor activity; G protein-coupled receptor activity
Source: RefSeq, a predicted model, not a curated record
AUGCCAGACAAUUCCUCUAAAGAGUUCAUAUUCGUGCUUCAUGGACUGAAUGACUCAAGGACAAACAAACACAUUUACUUUGCAUUUGGUCUUGUUGUUUAUAUUGUGACUCUGUUUGUGAAUCUGACUCUGAUUAUCACAAUUAUUCUGGAAAAAACACUUCAUGAGCCCAUGUAUCUGUUUAUAUGCAAUUUGUUUUUAAAUGGAAUAUGUGGUGCUUCUGCUUUCUAUCCAAAGAUUCUUGCUGAUCUUUUUUUAGACUCUAAUAUCAUUUCAUAUUCAGGGUGUCUGAUACAAAUGUACAUAAUUUACUGUUAUCUUUUCUGUGAAUUCACAAGUUUAACAGUCAUGGCAUAUGACCGAUAUGUAGCCAUUUGUAAGCCUUUGGAAUAUCACAACGUUAUGACACACCAGAAGGUGGUAAAUUUGCUGGUUUUUAUCUGGAUAUUUUCCUUACUACAGGUAUCUGUUGCAAUUGUACUGACAGCGCAAACACCCUUAUGUGGUAAUGACAUUGACAAGCUUUACUGCUUUAACUGGGAUGUUGUUAAGCUUUCCUGCACAGAUAUCACUGUGAACAAUGUUUAUGGGUACAUUAUAAUGUUUUUUCAGUUUUUUCAAGCUGUGUUCAUCAUUAUCUCAUAUACUCGCAUCAUCAGGGCUGCUUUAAAGUCCAAGACAGAGCGAGUUAAAUUCAUGCAGACUUGUCUGCCACAUUUAAUCACCAUCAUCAACUUCACCAUUUCUGUGUUAUUAGAUCAUAUGUGUGCACGCUAUGGCAAAGGUCAGGAACUGCAAGCUCUGCGCAACAUCUUGGGAAUAGAGUUUCUUGUUGUGCCUCCUCUUCUAAACCCCAUCAUAUAUGGGUUAAAAAUGAAUCAGAUACGGCGCCGGUUUAUGCAACUGUAUAGUCACAGACUCAAAGAAGUAGAUCAGAGCUUAAAUUGA